AUGGAGAUUGGUCGAGUCUCCCUCACCCCCGAGGAGCGACGGCGCCGUCUAGCCUCAAACCUUUGUCUCUACUGCGGUGGCGAGGGACUGUCUCGUCUCUCUCCUCGAACUCAGCUGAUCCACGCGGUUGAAGGUGAUGACGUCACUUUUCAAUGUUUUCUGGACCCCCCUGUCAACUUGUCCACUCGCGCAGUGGAAUGUAAUACCAUUAAGAACAAGGUGGUGCACUUCUCUCGAGGAGCAUGGGACGACCCUGGUGCACCAAGUGAUGAAUACAGAAACAGAGUAACUCUCAAUCAUGGAUACCUGUCCAGAGGAGUCGUGACUCUGCACAUCUCCUUAGUAAAUCUGUCAGACAAUGAAACGUACAGAUGCUUUGUCCCAAAACUGACAGCUGUUUCAUUCACCUCUGUGUGUUGUUUGGAUGAGAGUACUGAGCACAUUUUGUCCUUUCUUUUUCAAACAGGAGCCAAAGACCAACCGGACAGGACCGAGAGAAAGGAUUCGAGCCCAACUGGACCUCCAGUGGAAGACGAUGCUACAAACAGGAAGGCUGACCGAGCUGUCAUCGUUCUCACUGUUUUCCUUACCAUUUUCUGCGCUGUCCUUGUUUUUCUGUUUCUGAAGAAGUAUUUGAUGGCGAAGCGCAGAGAAAGGAAGGAACAAAAACUAGAUCUGGAGGCAAAUGGAUGUGAAAUGAAACAGCUGAACACCUGCAGAGCAGGAGGGGAAGAAGACCUGGAGAGAAAUGACAGCUGUUCAUCACAUCAGCAAUCUGACAGCAGACUGCCUCCUACCAAAGAUUUUAUAGAACAAAACUAA
Cottoperca gobio is the source of this 822-nucleotide messenger RNA. RefSeq lists its product as uncharacterized. Gene Ontology annotation, biological process: regulation of cytokine production; T cell receptor signaling pathway. Bases 1 to 822 code for a protein of 273 amino acids. Gene Ontology annotation, molecular function: signaling receptor binding. The transcript is spliced from 5 exons. Gene Ontology annotation, cellular component: external side of plasma membrane. NCBI's taxonomy places the organism in Eukaryota, Metazoa, Chordata, Actinopteri, Perciformes, Bovichtidae. The record is from RefSeq and is a predicted model, not a curated record.